GCCUGCGUUCACCUGCGCAAGGUUGCACAGGCUUUAAGCUCCGGCAUUUCGAACUGUAACGACACGGUGUCGACAUAUCCUCGUUUUGUUGUUUCCAUAUUCGCAAAAGUUAUUUUUUCGCGCCACGAAUUAAAAUUUUUUUUUUUUUUAAUCUCAAUACUAUUUUUUCUCCGAUUAUUAUUAUUAUUAUUUGAAAAUAAACUCUGUGACUGUGUGUGUGUGUAAAAUAUUUGCAAACCAACGUUUUCUUAUUCCAAAGAACGUGCGUGACCCGAACGUCGACACGCAACGCUGAUAUGAGCGAACCAGUAACAACAGAGAGAAAUGGACAGAGAUCAUAGAGAGCAACGUGAUCACGAAAACGAGGAACAUAAAAUUGGAAUGGAUUUUCGGGGAUUAUCACAUCACAUGAGUGCGGAUCAUUCGAGAGAUGCCGAUACAGAUAGGGAUAUGGAAACUGAUCAUGAUGAUCAAGUUGAAAAUUUAUGCGAUGAAAAACUUGAGCACAAAAUGGAAAGAGAUUUUUGUAACUUAGCACAUCAUCCAGCCAUGCGCGAUUUGGAGAGAGAUCAAAGCAAUCAUAUGGACAGUUUACAUGAUGACAAAUCAGAUCACAAAAUGGGAAGAGAAUUUCGUAAUAUGAGUCAUCAUCCUGGAAUGGUACAUUUACAUUCUGGUAUUGAACACCUGAGUAACUCAGAUGUGGAGAUAAAAUUAGCGAGAGAUGUACGUGGUUCGCUUGGAUUGGGAUUAUCAUUGGAGCUUUGUGUAGUUUGUGGAGAUCGUGCAAGUGGACGACAUUAUGGAGCGAUAAGCUGUGAGGGAUGCAAGGGAUUUUUUAAACGAAGUAUUCGCAAACAACUUGGUUAUCAAUGUCGGGGCAAUAAAUCCUGUGAAGUUACCAAACAUCAUCGUAAUCGUUGUCAAUAUUGUAGGCUUCAAAAAUGUCUCGCAAUGGGAAUGCGUAGUGAUUCUUGGAAUAUUGCAGCGGUUCAGCAUGAACGUAAACCAGUAUUGGGCGAUUCAACUGGAGCGAAAGGAGGAAAUCGGGGACCUAGAGUAAAACCAGAACCACAACAACCUGCUCCUGAGGCGGCACCUACGUGGGAACAACCUGAAAGUCCCAGCAUGGAGGACCAGAGUAGCGAUAGCGAUCUCAGUGAUGCUCUGACAUUAGCUCGAGAGCGACUGCUCAUUUCUCAUGCAUUGGACAGCAUGGCUAAACUCAUUGGAGAUAAUGUAAAUGGUUCAGGCGAGCCGGAAGAAGAGUGGACUGGUCAGUUAUUGUCAGAAAGGCAUACGUUGUUUGAGUUAAGAGCACCUAGUCCAGCCCCGGCUUACUUAUCGAUACAUUAUAUAUGCGAAAGUGCUGCAAGGCUUCUUUUCUUAUCGGUUCAUUGGGCCAGAGGGAUUCCAGCAUUUCAAGCUCUACCCUCUGAUGUACAAACUAUGCUGGUUCGUAGUUCAUGGGGUCAGCUUUUCACUUUAGGAUUGGCACAAUGUGCUUACACAUUGUCGCUACCUAGUAUCCUCACGUCAAUAAUCAAUCAUUUACAAGCUAGUAUUGCUCAAGAAAAAAUAACCGCAAGUAAAGUGAAAUCAAUCACAGAACAUAUUUGCCGUCUUCAGGAUUGUGUUGGUUCCCUUCAUAAAUUACAAGUCGAUUCUGUCGAGUAUGCUUAUCUUAAGGCUCUAACACUCUUUAGUGCAGACAACGUUUUGGCAGGAAUUUGGAGAAAAAAAGUUGAAGUACUUCAGGAAGCAGCGUGGAAUGAAUUACAACAACGAGUUGGCUCGGAAAGAUUACCACGUCUUUUAUUGAGACUUGCACCAUUAAGAUCAAUUAAUCCACGUGUAUUGGAGGAUCUUUUUUUUGCCGGUCUCAUUGGUAAAGUCAGUGUAGCUAGUGUAGUGCCUUAUAUUCUUACAAUGCAAGACUGCAAAGCUGAACCUGAAAGUCAAAUGGGAUGACAAGCGUUGUUAGUGCAAUUCAAAUUUCACCUAAGAUAUACAGACUAGUGUUGGAUGCCUAUUUUUCUUUUUAAUUAAAAAUUUCCUUAUCGAGGGAAAAAAUGAAACUCAAGCUUUCUGUGAUUCUUCAAAUUAAUCAAUAAUUAAGAUUUCAUUAUUAUUUUUUUUGACAAAUAUUUUGUGAUCAUAUUGCUAUGAUAAGAAUUUUAAUCGAAAUUUUUUUUUUUUAAUACUGAAUUUCGUGACAUAAAUAAAGUUUUAUGAGAAGAAUCCGCAAAAUUUGAAUGGGAAAUUUGAAUUUAAAUAAGCACGAAAUGAAAUAAACAUAAAAAAUUUGAAAUAAAUAUAAAUAUUAGAAAAAUGUCUAAUAUUCCCGAUUAUUUCAAAUGGAAAAAUAAAUAUAAACAGUAUUUAUAAUAUUUGCAAUUGAAAAAAUGUGAUUAUAGUAAUUAUCAAUUUUUACUAUAAAUUUCUUUUUGACGAUUUAUUAUUAGUCAUAAGACUAAUAUUGAGAUUUAUUUAAAAAAAAAAAGUUAUCACUGCACGAAAUUCAGUGAAAACGGAAACUUUGUAUAAAAUACUUGGUAUCCAUCACUUUUCUUUGUUGUUAUAUGUUUGUUAUAUAUUUGCUUCCAAACGUUUAUUUUUAAAUAUUUUAAUUAAAUGAAAAAAAAAAAAAACAAGAAGCAAUUUUGCGGAAUAUUUUUAAAAAUGUGAAUUUCAGCGACAAAAAAUCUAGCAAUGAAAAAAAAAAAAUUAUUUGAAUGUUGUGUGACAAAUAAUAGAGUUUUUAUGGAUUUUUAAAAAUUUAAUUUUUUAAAGAAUUUUAAAUAUAGAAAAAGACUUACAACAAAUUUUAUGGCAAAAAAUUCACAAUGUGCUUUAAAAGCAUUUAUUUUCUUCGCACAUGUUGAAACGUCACUUUCGAAGUAUUUUUUUUCGAUUAGUGAUUUGAGAAAUAUUUUUAUAUUAACGAUUUAAAAAAAAAAGUUUGAACGAGUUAACACGUCUGUUUUUUUUUGGGAAAGUUAAAGGUAUUACUUUUUUUCUAUUAUAUAUAUAUAUAUUAAAUAUGCGUCAAGUGUGAACACUUACAGAAGAUUUUAUUGUAAAUGUGCUUAAUUUUUUUUUAAAAAUGUAAAUUUAUUACAUUAUUGUUAAAAAUGUAAUUAAAUAUAUAUAUAAAUAUUAUAUUUGUAAUAACGUUUCGCUAAUAAUGUUCUGGAUAGAUUAAAUUCUGUAUUUAGCUCACAUUUUCCGAUUAGAAAAAAACCAAAGUCAUUAAUAAUUCAUUUUGUAUAAGUAUUCUAUUUUUUUUUCUUUCAUCGUCAUCAUCAUUUUCUUUUCUUUAGAAACGAGAGCGACAGUUUUUAUUUCUAUCCAAAAACAUGUUCCGGGUACUUAUAUUGUAAUCCAUCCAAUAUUUUCGUAUCAAAAUUUAAUUAUUAUUAUUAGAAAUUAUUAUUGUUAAUAAUCCGAAAGGGUGAAGGCGAUAUGAAAAAAAAAAAACGAAAGAGAGAUGUGAUGAGAGUAUUAACACAAAAUUUACGUUAGUUAUUUUUAAGAAUUAAAAAAAAAGAUCUCUUCAUAAAAUGAAUAUUAUUGAAAAAUAAUUUCUUUUUUGUUUUUAGCAUUUUUUUUUUUAUGAAGGGAAUCUUUUACUGAGAAACAAGAAUAAUUAUUUUUUUUGAAACUAGAGGUACAAGAAACUUUUAAUAAAAUUAAAAGUUCUAAAAUGGUGCACCCUGCAAUAUAUAUAAAAAAACAA
Molecule: messenger RNA, 3739 nt
Organism: Leptopilina boulardi
Lineage: Eukaryota; Metazoa; Arthropoda; Insecta; Hymenoptera; Figitidae
Gene: Hr78
Product: nuclear receptor subfamily 2 group C member 1-A
Exons: 9
Coding region: 325-1971 (548 amino acids)
Biological process (GO): regulation of transcription by RNA polymerase II; cell differentiation; anatomical structure development
Molecular function (GO): zinc ion binding; nuclear receptor activity; RNA polymerase II cis-regulatory region sequence-specific DNA binding
Source: RefSeq, a predicted model, not a curated record